Molecule: messenger RNA, 189 nt
Organism: Parastagonospora nodorum SN15
Lineage: Eukaryota; Fungi; Ascomycota; Dothideomycetes; Pleosporales; Phaeosphaeriaceae
Exons: 2
Coding region: 1-189 (62 amino acids)
Source: RefSeq, a predicted model, not a curated record
AUGGACGACCACCGUGACCAGCCUUUGUGGCCAAUGAUUCAAGGCGCCGCGAACUACGCCUGGAAUCUGAUUGAAGAAGCUUUGGCGAUGAUUUGGAAGCCAGCCGUCAUCCCUCAAGCGCAGGCAAUGGGCGCAAGAACUGAGCGCAAGCACCAAAGCGACGUGACUUCCCUACAACAGAUAGCGUAA